AUGGAGAUUCAGUCGGAGAAAGCGAGGAUCGAGAGGAGGAAUCCGCCAGUGAUGCAGGCUGAUGCAGAAGAGACACAGACUCUUCUUUCACACCUCUGGGACGUUUAUGUGUUCGGCGUGACGGUCCUCACCAUGUGGACGCUUGCUGUUUUUACGCUGUGCUUCUUCACCUCUGCGGUUCUCUGCUUGGACUCCAAUGAGAUUCGCUCCUCCAGAGAGAUGAUUACAGACCCUGAGCCGACGGUGAUGCCGUCAGAGAAGGUUACAGUAAACGUGAGCAUCCAUAACAACGUGAGACGACGACAACAAAACACCGAAUGCACUAAUCAGCAGGGAAACGGAUGCCGGGGCUCGAAGAAGAGACGUGGUCGUAAAAGGAAGCCAUCGCUUGAUGAUACAGUCACUGAAAAAGGAGUGAAGAGGAGCAAGUGUGUGCGCUCACGUGACUGCGGAGAGGGCUGGUGCUGCGUUCAAUACCCCGGUGGUGGACGGUGCCAGAGGGUUCUUCAGGAAGGCGAGAUGUGCCUUUUAGGAGGGCGACCCAAAUCUAAAUCACGCAGACGUCUGGAGCGCUGCGACUGCACAGCAGGUCUGAACUGUCUCCCGAAGCCUGGUAACCCUAAGGGACAAGGAGAGUGCCGCGUUCAUGAAAAGGAACCAGACACACCGCAUUAGGGCGUGUCUGAAAUGGAAAACACUAAUGGUUUUUCAGGCAGUGCCCCAAAUCAGUGUUUAGUUUAAAAAAAAAAGAAAAAAAAACCCUGCAUGCUGAACACCUGGCCAAUUAUUUAUGAUGGCAGUGUGGAUUAAUUUUUAUUUUUACUGGCCAUGAAAUCCCACAAUCCUGUGCGGCACAUCAUUUCAGUCUGGUGACAAAACAAAACAUGCAGGGUAUUCAUUUUGUUCUUCCUCCUCAUGAAUCCCCAGCUAUUAUUAUUACGACUACUACUCUCACCGGCCACUUUAAUAGAAACGUCUUGUUGAUUCUAAGAUCCCCGUCCUUCCCUGCAGGAGUGGAACCCAAUGUGUUCUUCUGUUUUCUGUUGAGAUGCCUUUCUGCUCACCACGGUUGUAAAGAGUGAUUAUAUACGAGUUACGAUAUCCUUCCUGGCCAAAAAGCUCAAACCACCUCAAAUCUGUCCAUUUUCCUCUGACCUCUCAUCAACAAGGCAUUUGUUUUUUUCCACCCACAGAACUGUCGCUCACUCACUAUGUUUUUUGUUUUUCACACCAUUCUGUGUAAACUCUAGAAACCUGUGUGUGUGUGUGAAAACUCCAGGAGAUGUUUCUGAAAUGCUCAAACCAGUCCAUUAACACCAGAAGUCCCAGCAUUUUUCUGUCUACCUAGAAGACCCACAUAGGGGCCAUUUGGCCCGACCGCUUUUCCCCAAUACACUAAUCACUCAUUUUGUUAUGGUAAUGAGGCUGUUAGUGGCAGUUUGUGGGGUGAGGAGGUCACAUUUCACACACUUCACACUUCAGUGGUGAAGUCAUGUUGGCUACUUCUGUGUGAAUGUGAGAAUGAGGAAUAAAAACACAUUCUAUUCUAAAAUGUGAACAUGUGAAUGUCCCAUGUGACCAUAACGACUCAUGUGACUGCAACCAGACAAUUGUUUGAUGGAUAAAUACCUCAGUGCACAUGGACUAUCGCUUCAGUUUCCUCAAGAAUUUUGUGGUGAAAGAAGCUCCUCUCCAAGGAACGAAGAUGCAGAGAUUCAACAUUCAACAGGCAUUGUAAGAUUUCAUUUCUAAGCUGUAAGGUAACUAACAGCCACAUUUCCAUAACAAAAUGAAUGUCUACAGGGAGGACUUGGGGCCAAUUGGCCCUCUUGUGGGUUUUCUAGGUAAAAAGGCCAAAUGGCCCCUGUCUGGGACUUCUAACACCCAUGCCACAGUGAAAGAAAGUCAUACUUCACUGUGAGAAUCACAAUUUUUCCCAUUUUGAUGUUUGAUGCGAGCGAACAUUAAUGAACUGAAGCUCUUGAUUUGUAUCUGGCCGGUAAGUGUAUUAUUAUAAUAAUACUGUACAUCAGUAUUAGUGCUGAAAAAAAGGAAAAACACUGCUGAGUCUUUAGAUUAGCGCU
This is a messenger RNA of Neoarius graeffei (lesser salmon catfish), 2084 nucleotides long. RefSeq lists its product as uncharacterized. NCBI's taxonomy places the organism in Eukaryota, Metazoa, Chordata, Actinopteri, Siluriformes, Ariidae. The transcript has 5 exons. The coding region runs from base 1 to 675 and encodes 224 amino acids. The record is from RefSeq and is a predicted model, not a curated record.